This is a messenger RNA of Truncatella angustata, 909 nucleotides long. RefSeq lists its product as uncharacterized. The coding region runs from base 274 to 909 and encodes 211 amino acids. The transcript is spliced from 5 exons. Lineage: Eukaryota; Fungi; Ascomycota; Sordariomycetes; Amphisphaeriales; Sporocadaceae. The record is from RefSeq and is a predicted model, not a curated record.
CGCAGGAUACAUUCAACAGUUCUUGCAACGCAAGAUGGCUUGCCAAAAACAUCCCAAGAACCACCACGGCAGCCAAAGCGUCGCAUAGACUGCUCGAUCGAUAAUGGAAGGCUGCAGUGGGUGUAUCGGGGUCAUAUGCCUCUUCAGAGCGGCUAUGCCACUUUGAGUGAUUGUUUGGGCGAUAACCCAUCUUUUUCAUGCUCACUGCCGAUAAUGACAGCGAAAUAUUGGACGGCAAAGUACCUUAAAUGAUACUACUGAAGGCUUUCCACGAUGCAAUUGAGGCAUUUUCAACGGCAGUGUACCCUUCUCCCUCCUGUGUUAUCGAGCACCGAGCUGGACCUGGGCCUCAGUCGACUCCCUGGCAGAUCAACAUUAUUGUCGGCAGCUCAUGAUUUACGUGUCUCGUUGGCAGAUGAUAAAAAUAUGUUCCGACAAGUAAGUGGUGGAUCCAUUGUUCCUGCUGGGGGUCUGGUACUUGAGACAGAUCUUCGCCUUGGUGGUGACCUUGAUCAUAGAACCACAUGCCUUGGCGGCAGUGGGCGUGAUGUUGAGUCUUCAAAUCCUCUCUCUCUUUCCCUUAUAAAAACUGAAUACAUGCCGGGAAGUCUGGAGGUAUUUGGCCUCAUACUUCAAAUUUGCGAGUCGCACGAUAUUUACAGACAUAAAGGCAUGUUUGUGCUCUGGAUUACUCGCAUGUCUUGUAAUGCAGUUAUUGUUGAAUGGCAAAGUGCAGUGAUCAUAGACACAUAUGUGCGACUAUUCAGAAUCGGAUAUGUCGCACAUAGUACAGUCAACUGGCCAUCUAUUACAUUCGCCUCCGUUCGCUACCAGUUCCUGGAUACACUCCUGAUGGCCAAGCCCGAUUAUACCUGCUCUCUUCUUGGGGUGCAACCCGCACGAGCUUAG